Scophthalmus maximus (turbot) is the source of this 1272-nucleotide messenger RNA. RefSeq lists its product as uncharacterized. The transcript has 4 exons. The record is from RefSeq and is a predicted model, not a curated record. Bases 95 to 997 code for a protein of 300 amino acids. Gene Ontology annotation, biological process: mitochondrial ADP transmembrane transport; mitochondrial ATP transmembrane transport. Gene Ontology annotation, molecular function: ATP:ADP antiporter activity. Gene Ontology annotation, cellular component: mitochondrial inner membrane. NCBI's taxonomy places the organism in Eukaryota, Metazoa, Chordata, Actinopteri, Pleuronectiformes, Scophthalmidae.
GAACAAUCGGCCAUUUCGUCGGUGCAGGCCAUCAAGUUAGAGGGCAGCGGGGGCUUAUUGAGUUUACUGGUCACCUGAAAGGCACAUCAAGAACAUGUCGAUGAACGAGACCGCGAUCUCCUUCGCCAAGGACUUCUUGGCCGGCGGCAUCUCCGCUGCCAUCUCCAAGACAGCUGUCGCCCCUAUCGAGAGAGUGAAGCUUCUCCUUCAGGUCCAGCAUGCCAGCAAGCAGAUUACGGUUGACAUGCAGUACAAGGGUAUCAUGGACUGCGUCACCCGUAUCCCCAAGGAGCAGGGAUUCCUUUCCUUCUGGAGAGGUAACCUUGCCAAUGUCAUCAGAUAUUUCCCCACCCAGGCCCUCAACUUCGCCUUCAAGGACAAGUACAAGAAGAUCUUCCUUGAUGGCGUCGACAAGCGCGCCCAGUUCUGGAGGUACUUCGCCGGUAACCUGGCCUCGGGUGGUGCCGCUGGAGCGACCUCCCUGUGUUUCGUGUACCCCCUCGACUUCGCCCGUACCCGUCUCGCUGCUGAUGUGGGAAAGGCCGGCGCCGGCAGAGAGUUCAACGGUCUGGGCGACUGCCUGGUGAAGAUCUUCAGGUCUGAUGGUCUGAAAGGCUUGUACCAGGGCUUCAACGUGUCUGUGCAGGGCAUCAUCAUCUACAGGGCUGCAUACUUUGGCAUCUAUGACACAGCUAAGGGUAUGCUUCCUGACGCCAAGAACACAUCCAUUUUGGUUAGCUGGAUGAUUGCUCAGUCUGUGACAGCUGUUGCUGGACUGACCUCCUAUCCCUUCGACACUGUCCGUAGACGUAUGAUGAUGCAGUCUGGACGUAAAGGAGCUGACAUCAUGUACAGCGGAACCAUUGACUGCUGGCGUAAGAUCGCACGUGAUGAGGGCGGCAAGGCUUUCUUCAAGGGAGCCUGGUCCAACGUGCUCAGAGGCAUGGGCGGCGCCUUUGUGCUGGUGCUGUACGAUGAGCUGAAGAAAGUCAUGUAAAUUCUUCAUGUUGUCACAUCACUGUCCAAUUUGGCUAAAUGUAAUAACUUUCCAUUUCUAUGGACUCAGCAUUCUGCCUUAUUUAUGGGAACAAACUAUAGUGUCUCACCACUAGCUGUGGGCGAUGGCUGUAUGUUGUGCAUCUUUUAUGAUUUUAAGCGUUCCACGUUCUUUACCAAUGUCAUUCCUGUUAGAGAACUGAUACCUCCUCCUGUCAUUCACUAGGUUUGUAUGGUCCCAUGUUAAAAUAAAUUUAUUCUGGGGAACAAACUGAA